Molecule: messenger RNA, 1173 nt
Organism: Canariomyces notabilis
Lineage: Eukaryota; Fungi; Ascomycota; Sordariomycetes; Sordariales; Chaetomiaceae
Product: Pkinase-domain-containing protein
Exons: 4
Coding region: 1-1173 (390 amino acids)
Biological process (GO): peptidyl-serine phosphorylation; signal transduction
Cellular component (GO): cytosol; cAMP-dependent protein kinase complex
Molecular function (GO): ATP binding; cAMP-dependent protein kinase activity
Source: RefSeq, a predicted model, not a curated record
AUGGCGGCCACGGUCGCGCACUCACAGGCCCUAGGCCACGGGCUGCACCCGUUACAAGCGACAGCACUGCAAGCGGCGGGUGAUGGGCAAGAGCAGCUUCAGCAAAACCACCAGGAGCAAAGGGCGUUGGACGAGGAGCCGUUUGACGUCUCGAGUGCCCGGAAGCUGUCUCCGGCCGAUUUCGAAAGGGUGCGGACUCUAGGGACAGGGACCUUUGCGCGAGUCUGUCUCGUCCGACCGUCACACGGCACCGAGGCCGACCGCAGCAAGGUAUAUGCGCUCAAGAUUCUCCGCAAGACGGAAGUAAUCAAGCUUAAGCAGAUUGACCAUGUGCGCCAUGAGCGUCAAAUACUCGCCGACGUGGCGGGCCACCCGUUCAUCACCAGGUUUAUCGCCUCGUUCUCGGAUCACGACUUUCUCUACAUCCUGCUGGAUUACGUGCCCGGCGGCGAGUUGUUUACCUAUCUCCGGAAAUUCCGGCGCUUCGACGAGGACAUGGCGCGCUUCUACGCCGCCGAAAUUGUGCUGAUCCUGGAGCACUUGCACGAGGAGCAAGGGGGAAUCGCCUACCGCGAUAUGAAACCCGAGAAUCUGCUGCUCGAUGCCGAGGGACACAUCAAGCUAGUCGACUUUGGUUUCGCUAAGCGGCUCGGGAACAACGAGGACGACCGCCCAGUCGAGACGUAUACGCUCUGCGGGACGCCCGAAUAUCUGGCCCCUGAAGUGAUCCAUAACAAGGGUCACACAACGGCUGUGGACUGGUGGGCGCUGGGAAUCUUGAUUUACGAGUUCCUCACCGGUUAUCCACCUUUUUGGCAUCACAACCCCAUCGAGAUCUACAGGCAAAUUGUAGAGAAGCCCGUCGUCUUCCCGCAAGAACCAGUCAUCAGCGACGCGGCAAAGGACAUAAUCAGGCAGUUCUGCACCGUCGACCGGUCGCGGCGCCUGGGUAACAUCAGCGGCGGCGCGGCCAAGGUCAAGGCCCAUCCCUUUUUCGCGGGUGUCGACUGGGAGGCGGUGCGGCAGAAGCGCCACAGGGGCCCCAUCCUCCCGCCCGUCAGGUACCCCGGAGACGCCCAAUGCUUCGACAUCUACCCUGAAGAGGACGCAACGCGCGACGUGUACACGGACGAGAUGGCUGCGAAGUACGACGAGUAUUUCAAGGAUUUUUAG